Lycium ferocissimum is the source of this 1429-nucleotide messenger RNA. RefSeq names its product transcription factor bHLH30-like. Gene Ontology annotation, biological process: regulation of DNA-templated transcription. Gene Ontology annotation, molecular function: DNA-binding transcription factor activity; protein dimerization activity. The coding region runs from base 512 to 1369 and encodes 285 amino acids. The transcript is spliced from 3 exons. Lineage: Eukaryota; Viridiplantae; Streptophyta; Magnoliopsida; Solanales; Solanaceae. The record is from RefSeq and is a predicted model, not a curated record.
ACUUUAUUAUAUGUUCAAAUGCUUAAUUGAAAGAUGACAUAAUUCGAUUAUCUAAAUAAAAUUUACUCAAAAGGGGCCGUGCUACCAGUGUAUUCAACCAAAAAAGAAUGUCGUAGACAAGGAAAGAUAGAAACUACCAAUACUUGCAUGCCCACUAUAUAUGUUAGUGGAGAAUGGAGUGCAGGUAUGAAAGAGAACAGACCACUAUGCUGAAUAGUCCCCAAAAGGAAAGGAAAUAAAAAGCAUAUAUAGGAAACAAAAAGAUACCAAAACAACACAAAAGUAUUGAGAACCUUUGGCAAAAAGUAUAGUUGAUGCUAGGAUAAUUAGUGUCAAUACUCCAUUGCUAUUCAACCCUCACAUUUCACAAAUUAAGUUGGUGUUGCAAAAGAAGACAACCAACCUAGAAAGGAAGAGUUAAAAAAUAGAAAGAGGAGAACAAGUGGAAGGGGCACAUAAAGCCAUCAAAGUAAAGGAUAAACAACUACUUCUUCAACAAUCAUAUCAAGCUAUGCAGUCACAAAGCAGCACAGAUGCAUAUAAUAUGUAUGGAGCUGGAAAUAUGUCAGGAUUAAUAUUCCAAGAGAACUCUCCAUGGAGUCUCCCCCAAAGCUUCAAUACACUUGAUGAUCCAUUUCUUUUUCCACCAUCACAUUAUGGAGGUUUAUUCAACAGAAUUAGACCACCAAGUACUCUACAAUUUCCAUGUUCAUCAACACCUUUUGGCCUCCAAGAUGAGGUGCAGAAAAUGAGUGCACAAGAAAUAAUGGAUGCAAAGGCACUUGCUGCCUCCAAAAGCCACAGUGAAGCUGAAAGGAGACGUAGAGAAAGAAUCAAUAAUCAUCUUGCUAAACUCCGUAGCCUUCUUCCCAGCACUACAAAAACAGAUAAAGCAUCACUACUAGCUGAGGUGAUACAACAUGUGAAGGAGCUCAAGAGACAAACCUCACAAAUAUCCGAGACAAAUCCAGUAAUCCCAACUGAGAUAAACGAGUUAACAGUUGAGUAUUAUAAUGCAUCUGAUGAAGAAGGAAAUUUUGUGAUUAAAGCUUCAUUGUGCUGUGAAGAUAGGCCUGAUCUUUUACCUGACCUAAUCAAGACCUUGAAAUCUCUAAGGUUAAAAACACUAAAGGCUGAAAUAACUACACUUGGUGGACGAGUGAAAAAUGUAUUGUUCAUGACUAGAGAUCAAGAAGACACGUGGACGAAUGAUAAUGAGGAUGAUCAAUUGCAAUAUACUCUAAGUUCAAUUCAAGAAGCACUUAAAGCAGUGAUGGAGAGAUCUAGUGGGAUUGAUUCUGGUUCAGGCAAUGUUAAGAGACAAAGAACUAGUAAUAACAUUAACAUAUUUGAAAAUAGAUCUCUCUAGGGGGAUAUAUACUUUGUAGUUUUUGACUUGGUAUGUAGUCUAAUUUCCCUUUUUUUUUUU